AUGUGGCAAGAUAUCUCGUGUAUUGCAGAAUGGUCAUAUCAGAAUCUAACCCCGGCUCUCGCAACUCACACUUGCCCAGCACACGCAAACCUCAUUCUGUCAGCGACAGCUCAAGGGCUCGUGGGCGUACCAUUUUUAGACCACGACGGACUUCACGCUCAAGGAGCGAACGAUAGCGCCGUGGAAAUGCACUACAAUGGUGAAAAAGACUGGAUGGAUGAUUUUGAGUCUGAUUCCGCCGCCUCUGGAUCAGGAAAGCAGCACAAAAACUGCCCUACUCGUGACACACGGCCAAGACGUGAUAUAUCUUCGAGCUCCGAAUACCUCUUUAAAGACGACUCGCUAUCUUCAAAGGACGCUCGUCGAGAUGUCAGUCCCUUGCAUAUGUCCGAGGUCGGUAUCUCAGCACCUCCGAAAAAAACGGAGGCAGACGCAUGUCCUGCACCAUUGCACAGUCAUGCUACAGAUGUCUUCAGCAAUAACUCUGUCGCCCAAGGUCACCAGAAUGUAAACGACGAACUCGUGGAGGCCAUUUCGAGAAAUAUAGCCCAACAACUACACAUGCUAUCAAUCAAGGACACAACCGUUCGUGGACGAAGUGACACUCAGCAGCUACUUUCCCAGACCUCGGAUAGCCUCGAAAACGAGUCGAGAACCCCGAGUCAAAGGGAAGCUCUGAAUCGAUUCACUCAAGAGCUGCAGAGAUAUGCUGAGCAGUCGGGUGCAAAAUGCAACCUACCGAUACCUACUCCGACCCCCCCGCGUUCUAGCACAAGCCUUCAUACGAUAGCAGCUCUUCUGCCCUUUCGUUCGGAGUUUAAAGCUGCCGGUCUUGCAAUUACUUCAAAAGAUCAAAAGAAACGUUCCCCCCACCGUUCUCCUGUUGGCAAACACAGAGUAAUGAUGAACCAAGUACCGCGAUCUCAUGUCGAACAACAGCAUCUCCUCCAGAUGGAUGGCAAUGCAGGGUGUCCUAGUUCAAGUACACAAAUCCCUUUCCCGGUCUCAAAAGACAUGGGCGAGUUCAGCUAUGCAAUGGUGGACCAGCCAAAACCCCAUAAGUAUCGAAGAAAGAAGCUUACACACAAACCGAAACCUUUAUAUUCAGAAUCCCUCAACGAGAAGGCUUUAACAGGACCUACGGCCAAGCUUCCCAGACCACGAAUGCAUACAUAUCCCGAAUGGCCCAAUGUCACAUCUUUGGAGAGAAGGUCGAACCAGCGAAAGAACCUCGAUAAACGGAAGACAAAAUCGACUUCCCCAGCUGUACGAAGCACGCAAAGGAUGAGACAAUCAAACCGGGCUUUUUUCACUGGGCGAGGGACACCUAUGAUCUGCUCGAGCGUGUCGUUGGAAUCGGUAGUCCAAGAUAAUGCUGGCCCAUCCUCAAAUAAACACCACCCCCGUGCAAAAAACAACGUUUGUGCAUACAGAAAUUGUAGCCAAGGAAACGAAGAGGAGAGCCCCUGCAUCAGACCAGUGCAGACCUCGAGAGAUAUCAAGCAAUCGAUAUUGGUGCAACCUCGUCCCAGAAGCUGCCAUAGCUUAAGUGCUGAUGUUCUUGUCCCGCAGCAAUUGCAUCCCACAAAAAAGUCCAGUAAACCUUUGCCAGAACCCCCUCACCCAGAUCCGUCAUCAACAGCUACAGAACAAAGCUGCAGAUUGUCUGUUGAUGAUGUCUCACCAUCUACACUGAAGAAGGACAUACUUGAUAAAGAUAAAGCAAAGGUAUCAUCGGACAGGAGAACCAAGUAUGGAAGCUCUUCCAUAUCACCAAAUCAUGUUACUGUCUGUUCACGAGGGUUUUCCGGUCGAAAGAUUGGACGACCAAACGUACCAAAGCGAACAUCAUCCAUUCGAAGUCUUCGAGCAGCCAAUCAAGAUUAUGACCAAGAUAGGGUCCUAGAUCGCGAUGUGCUAAGGGGUCUCCAUAUUGCGUCUUCGGCAGCUUGCAACGAGCAGAUUGAUUCAUUUAUCCAUGAGAAGACUGGCCUACACAUUCGACAAUUUCUGGCUGAUCUCAUGCCGCUUGAGAGUCUGGGCAACGAACCAGUGCGGGAAUCGAAGGAAGAAAGGUCGAGGAGAAGGCGGGCAGACAUCAGGGAGGUGAAGCGACGAGCGAGGAAAUCUCGACAGAUAAGAGAACGCGCCAUGGUCUGAUGAUUGGUGAAUGAGGCGUAGGAACUCAUUCCUCCAGUUUCAGUCAUUCCUGUGUCUUUGGAUGCAACGGAUACAUUGUUACACUUAGCUUAGAUAAAACGGCAAACCCUCACCAAGGUUUGUAUGAUUGCGGCAUUCUCGUUCAGUCAUGUGUUAGGC
Fusarium oxysporum Fo47 is the source of this 2319-nucleotide messenger RNA. RefSeq lists its product as uncharacterized. The coding region runs from base 1 to 2160 and encodes 719 amino acids. The record is from RefSeq and is a predicted model, not a curated record. The transcript has 5 exons. Lineage: Eukaryota; Fungi; Ascomycota; Sordariomycetes; Hypocreales; Nectriaceae.